CAGCUCGGAAGGAGGCGUGGGCAUGGAGCCGGCUGGGGACGCGGAGCGGGGGGCUGGCGCCGCUGCCUAGGGCGCCCCGUGGGCUCCUUGGGGGCACGGCCCGGUGCUGCGCGGAUGGCCCUGCUCCCGCGGCCCGCGUUCGCCCUCGUCCUCCUCUUCCUGCCCGCCGCUCUCAGGUGCCAGGAGCAGGCCCAGACCACCGACUGGCGGGCCACCCUGAAGACCAUCCGGAACGGCGUUCACAAGAUAGACACGUACCUGAACGCCGCCUUAGACCUCCUGGGAGGCGAGGAUGGGCUCUGCCAGUAUAAGUGCAGUGACGGAUCUAAGCCCUUCCCACGUUAUGGUUAUAAACCCUCCCCGCCGAAUGGAUGUGGCUCUCCACUGUUUGGUGUUCAUCUUAAUGUUGGCAUCCCUUCCCUGACAAAGUGCUGCAACCAACAUGACAGGUGCUAUGAGACCUGUGGCAAAAGCAAGAACGACUGUGAUGAGGAAUUCCAGUACUGCCUCUCUAAGAUCUGCCGGGAUGUGCAGAAGACACUAGGACUAGCUCAGCAUGUUCAGGCCUGUGAAACCACAGUGGAGCUCUUGUUUGACAGUGUGAUACAUUUAGGCUGCAAACCGUACCUGGACAGCCAAGGAGCCGCAUGUAGGUGUCGCCACGAAGAAAAAAGUGAUCUUUAAAGACGAUGCUCACAGUUGGUGACAGCAGAUAAGGACAGAAGAAGAUAGCCUUUGACAAAGAACUACUGUUUUUACAGCAUAAUGCUGCCUUAUUUUUGUGAAAGGAUUAUUUUAAGACUUUAUUUUGACAUUAAAACUUCAAACUAAAGAAAAAAGUGGGGGAGGUGAUCUUCCUGGACGUUGCUGCCUUAGUGUACCGAAUUGUCUUGACCAACCUCAGAAAGAGGUGCAUGUUAAGGGGAGAAUAUUUUAAAAGGAGGAGUCUGUAACUCAGUUUUCACAACUGUAUUUACCAAAACAAUGAAGUCAAAUGUGAAACUGAUUACAAGGUAUGUUGAACAUUAUCUUAUUUGGAAAUAUGGGAAAAUCUUCACUUAGAAGUAUUUGUUUACUAUAAAAAUUUAAAUAUACAUUUAUUCCUGGAAGGCUCUGACUUUAUUUUUUCUCUGUUUUAAUUAACACAUAACAUGCUGCUGUUUUCCCGUAGCCAAUUGAGCACUUCUAUUAAUGACCAGACUAGUUAUAAGGACAGAGUUUCCAUGUUUCUUUUUCUUAUAAAAUUGGAACCAUCAGCUGGUGGCCUCUUAGGGAGCAAACCAGGAUAUCUAGCUAUUAUGUAAUGUGUCUAGAAGGUGACAUGAACAAAAAUCAGAAGCACAGCCACUUGCAUUUUAUGAACCAUCCAUAUGACAAAUAUCAUAUUUUGCUAUAACCUUUGCCUAAAUUGAAGAAAAGGUGGAUUUAAUGAGACAAAUGAAAAGUUCUUUCACAUACACAUUAGAACAUUAUAUGCCGCUAUGCUUUGGUGUUCAUUCUCUAGCACUUGGUCCUCAUAGUAGAUUCAGGUAUAUUUUUAAGAAGUCUGUAACCUUUUCCUAAUAGUGGUCUUAAUAAAUAUUGUUCUUGAUAUUUUUUUUAAGUCUUUUAACUGUGGAGUCAGAAGGGAUGGUAAAGCAAGAUGCAAAGAACUAUCUUUUGUAGAUUUCUUAUUUACAUUGAAAAUUACUAGCAGAUAUUUGAAAGCAAAUCCCAGGACCUCCGCUGCCUCUGAAAACGUCUCUAUGUGUUGGAAGCUUUUGCACCCCUUGGAAAGCGCAGCUGUACUCCUCUACUGCUCUUUGCCCACCACUGGCUGUCCGCUUUCCCUUGCCUACGAUCCCAAGCCACAGAAAGCUUGUGGGUAACCUAUAGCCACAGUUAUUAAUAUAACUGCUUGGAAUGUCAGAGAAGGACAGCUGCAGAAGAAGUGGUUCUUUUUUAAGUCAGUACAGGCAGAAAUGGGCAGAGAGAAAAAUAUGUUCUGGAGAAGGGGCCACAUUCCUAACUUUGAAUAGAUACCAUUGCUAAAAACCUAAUAACUUCCCAAACUGAGAUGAUGGAGCUUUUCUGCUAAGAGAUGUGUUCUCUGUGAGACAAGGCAAGGGUAUCCCUGUGACUAAUUGAGCAAACUGGGCUCUAACAUAAAUGUUUAGAACCCUUAAUUGAUACUUUUCAGACUUUUUAAAAGGUAACAGUUUUAUAAGCCAUUAUCCGUAAUCUUUACCAGUAUUUACUAUCGAAAUACUUGACCAGGUAACUUUAAACUUACAAUAAAUUCAUGGAUUUUCUUGGCAGCAUUGGCUUUCUCAAGAGGACAGACUCAGAAUUCUAUGGAAUAUUUAAUUCAUGGUCAUAAAUUAUAUACAAAGAUCAGUAGAAGCUGUUUUUAUAUGUUAAGAUUUUUAUCUUGGAAUAAUUUUAGAUUUACAUAAAAGUUGCAAAGAUAAUGCAGACUUGCUGUAUACUCCUUACCCCUAAUGUUAACAUUUUACAUAACCGUGAAAACAUUUGUUAAGAAACCAACAUUGGUAAUUGCGAUUAACUAAACUCUAGACUUCA
Messenger RNA from Callorhinus ursinus (northern fur seal), 2562 nucleotides. The record is from RefSeq and is a predicted model, not a curated record. NCBI's taxonomy places the organism in Eukaryota, Metazoa, Chordata, Mammalia, Carnivora, Otariidae.